GGCGGCCCUCGGACGGCCGGUCCUGCAUCCUGGCACUUACCUUCAUCCUGGUAACUCACAAGUCCCCGGACCAAAAACAGGAACAGGUGAACGAUGAGUUCAGGGGCAGCAGCAGAGGACGAGGACGCCGCAGCAUUAGAGACCGUCAAAUCUGUCACACUCACUCAGGACACUGAUGGAAGCAUCAUCCUGCACUGUCCUCCCAACGACGAUGCAGACGAGGAGGCGGAGCCUCUCCAGAAGAAACUGCGUCUGUCUGCAGAGGAACAGGAAGACGCAGACGGUCCUCAGUUCUCUGUCGUCACGUUACCCAUGUCGGAGAACGACGAAGGCUUCGAGGUGACGAUGACGGCCACAGCAGACGGUGAUCUGUCUGAGGAAGGUGUCGCUCAGAUUCAGAUUCUGCAGGAGGAUGAAGACUCUCUCUCGCCCAAUCAGAAGACAGAGGUGUCGCCUGUCAGUCAGGCCUGGUUCACUACCAAAGAAGACAAAGACACACUGGCUAACAAAGGUCACAAGUGGAAACAGGGCAUGUGGUCUAAAGAGGAGAUCGACAUUCUGAUGAGCAACAUCGACCGAUACGUGAAGGGCCGAGGCAUCGAGGAUCCAGCAGAGAUCAUUUUUGAGAUGUCCAAAGAGGAGAGGAAGGAUUUCUACCGCUCUGUGGCGUUGGGGUUAAACAGGCCGCUGUUCGCCGUCUACAGACGAGUUCUACGAAUGUACGACAACCGCAACCACGUCGGGAAGUACACUCCUGAUGAGAUAGAGAAGCUAAAAGCGCUGAGGGAGAAACACGGGAACGACUGGGCGACGAUCGGAGCCGCUCUCGGUCGAAGCGCCUCAUCUGUCAAAGACCGCUGCCGACUGAUGAAGGACACCUGUAACACAGGUAAAUGGAGCGAGGAGGAGGAGAGACGUCUCGCUGAGGUCGUGUAUGAGAUGGCGGGUGUAUCGCCGGGGUCGGCGGUCACAGGAGGCGUUUCCUGGGCGACGGUCGCUGAUCAGGUUCGAACGCGCUCUGAGAAACAGUGUCGGUCGAAGUGGUUGAACUAUCUGAACUGGAAACACAGCGGAGGAACAGAGUGGAUGAAGGAGGACGACCUCAACCUCAUACGCAGGAUCUCAGAGCUGGAGGUGGAGGAUGAGAAUGAAAUCAGGUGGGAGGAUCUGGCGGGCGGGUGGAGCAGCGUCCGGUCGCCUCAGUGGCUGCGAUCGAAGUGGUGGAGCAUCAAGAGACAAGUAGCGAAUCACAAGGACAUCCCCUUCAACGUCCUCCUGAAGGGUCUCCAGGAGCUCAUGGCAUCCUCACAGACGGCCUCCGGACCGGGGAGUCCCUGCUCCUCCUCCUCGUCCUCGCUCCAGAUCCGACUCACCCGAUUGGAGGAGAGCGGCGGCAGCCCCGCCCCCAGCUCUGUGGCUGCGCUGCAGAUUCCUGUACAGAUCCCGCUGCAGAUCACACACCUGGCUUCAGAUUCUUCAGCAGCAGCCAGCGACAGUGAAACCAUCACUCUGAACACAGGAGCCCUGCAAACCUUCGAAAUCCUGCCUUCGUUCCACCUGCAGCCCACCGGCACCCCGGGGACCUACUACCUCCAGACGACGUCCAAUCAGGGCCUGCCGCUCAGCCUCUCCACCAGUCAGGGCCUCCCGCUCAGUUUAACCAAUAACAGCACUGUUACCCUGACGACAGGCUCCUCCCCCUCAUCACAUGAACACAUCAUCCUCCACAGUCUGUCGACGGACGGCCUCUGCUCCAGCGACGGCGUCAUCAUCCAGACUGUCACCUCUGACCCCGCCUCCUCUGACCCUCUCAGCCAGUCACAGCUGGUCGUGGAGACAGAGGGGCGGGGCCAGGACGAACGCCUCGAUGCCACGAGUCUCCUGGAGGGGUCAGAGAGCGUUGUCACGGAAACUCAGGAGCCAAUGACAGAUGGCUUCACCAACACUGACAAGGAGCUGAACUCACCGUCUGUUGAGGCUCCAGUGGUGCAUUCUGGGAUACCAUCUGGCAGCGCCGUGCUGAUUGUUUCUCCACCCAACAUCAGCAGCACACUGACAGAUCCGAUCCUUGAGAACCAGGAAGGCUCUGACUGAGCAGGACGUUCGUCAUGACAGAUGAAGAUUCAAGGAUGGACGACAGGAGACGAAUUUGCGAAUCCUAGGAUAAGAUUGAUAUUCUUACCCUCACCUUAACCAAUCCAACCAAUGAAGGCAACAAGCACUAACCAGUCAUAGGGAGAGUAGGGCAAGUUAUUUCUUCACUGUCCUAGGAUUUGUAAAUUUCUUCUUCUGUGGUGUUAAAGCUGCUGCACAAUAAAGACAGAACCUGUUUGCUGUUUUUAAAACCAGGAUGUGAACAUUUAAAAACAGAUGGUUGUAAAUUAAACCAAACUUUUUAAACUGAAUGAAUUUGAAGCUUCAUAUUGAACUUCUGGAUGAAAUGUUGAACCCCUGGAUGAAAUGUCUGAACCCCUGGAUGAAAUGUUGAACCCCUGGAUGAAAUAUUGAACCCCUGGAUGAAAUGUUGAACCCCUGGAUGAAAUGUUGAACCACUGGAUGAAAUGUCUGAACCCCUGGAUGAAAUGUUGAACCCCAGGAUGAAAUGUUGAACCCCUGGAUGAAAUGUCUGAACCUCUGGAUGAAAUGUCUGAACCCCUGGAUGAAAUGUUAAACCCCUGGA
Molecule: messenger RNA, 2680 nt
Organism: Epinephelus moara (kelp grouper)
Lineage: Eukaryota; Metazoa; Chordata; Actinopteri; Perciformes; Serranidae
Gene: dmtf1
Product: cyclin D binding myb-like transcription factor 1
Exons: 17
Coding region: 94-2094 (666 amino acids)
Biological process (GO): regulation of transcription by RNA polymerase II
Cellular component (GO): nucleus
Molecular function (GO): DNA-binding transcription factor activity, RNA polymerase II-specific; RNA polymerase II cis-regulatory region sequence-specific DNA binding
Source: RefSeq, a predicted model, not a curated record